AUGACCUCGCCAACGAGCACUCCCUCUCGCUCGCGCUUCCCGUCCAUAUCCUCCACGACCGACUCCGAAGAUGGCAUGCUCGUGUCUUCUCCGUACGCGGAGCCAAACAAUCAGCGAUGGGACAGCAUCCCACGACUGGAUCAGCGUCCCCAGCUUCACAAACGGGGGUCGAGUCUCCCGAUGGUCGUUGACGAGAGCAUCCUGGAUGCCAUCGACGAGGAUGAGGAUAAGUUGAAGGACGUCAAUAUGCAGAUCAAGCAGACGUUGACGGACCUGCUGAACUGCGCGAGCGUCAGGAAUGACAACAAAUAUCGGUUGUGGGUUCAGACGCGGUUGAUGGAUGCGGAGAAGGAGUUGAAGGGGUCGAGGGCGAGGAGCUUUGACAGGAGACGCAGCGAAGACGUCGCUAUUAAUUCAAAUGCCCGUCUUCGUCAGCUUUCGUCCCCCGUUAAGGAUAGAUACAUAUCUAUAUCUAGCCCCGUGGGCGUCGAUUCCUGUGCUUUCACUAUGUCUACUGAGCAACUACCUCCGCAGCAGAAAGGGGCGUUUUUCUCGUUCAUCAGGGUCCGUACUACUCUGAGUUCUCUCUUGAAAAGCCAUCUCAAUGCCACUCAGCAACUGACAGUCCCACAGUCCCUCGCAUCUUUCAAAGGCGACCUCGCUACCCUCACAGCGCCUCCUUUCCUCCUCUCCUCCCAGUCCAUAAUCGAGUACUCCGCGUACUGGAACGAAAGUCCCUCCCUCCUGGUUGCGCCAGCCAGCGAACCAAAUCCCGAGAAGCGCGCAUUGCUGGUGUUGAAAUGGUUCAUCAGUACAUUGAAGGAACAGCACAGCAGUAAGGAUGAACAUGGCAGGAGGAAGAGAAUGAAGCCCCUGAACCCGUUUCUUGGAGAGCUGUUUAUGGGAAAGUGGGUUGAUGGGGCGGGCACAACGAAUUUAGUUGCUGAACAGGUUAGUCACCAUCCUCCGAUUACUGCGUAUAAUAUUUGGAACGAUGAGCAUGGAGUCAGGCUGGCAGGCCAUGUCGCUCCCAAAGCCUCAUUCUCCACAACAGUCAACAUAGACCGACAAGGGUACUCGAUCCUGCACCUCGACAAAUUCAAUGAAGACUACUUCAUAACGAUGCCCAAGAUCCACAUUGAAGGCAUAAUGACCGGUUCUCUGGCACCAGAACUCAGUGGUACAACAUAUAUACGCAGCUCGUCGGGCUAUACCGCAGAAAUCCACUAUUCGAGUAAGGGCUGGCUGAGCGGGAAGCGUAACACUUUUCUUGCUACUUUAUGUCACGACGAUCAUGAGACGGAACCACUGUAUAUGUUGGAAGGGCAGUGGAGUGGGGAAUUUACGAUAAAGAAUAUGGCCACGGGAAAAUUUGUCGGGAAAAUCGAUACCAGUGCCAUUCCCAGGACGCGCUUGACAGUCGCCCCGAUCGAGAAACAACACCCCCUUGAAUCGCGGCGCGCAUGGCAACACGUCGUAGACGGCAUCGAGAAAGGCGAUAUACUGGCCAUCGGGCAGGAGAAAUCGAAAAUCGAAAACGAGCAAAGAGAACUGCGCAAACGUGAGAAAGCUAAGGGAGUAGAGUUCCCAAGAAGGUAUUUCUCGAAAGUGAAGCAUGAUCUCGUGGCGGAAAAGUUGAUUAAGGGGUUGAAGGGGAGGGGUGUAAGGGGCGAUAUGGAUAUGGCGCACGGGGUGUGGAUGUGGGAUGAGGAGAAGUAUCGGAGUGUACAGGAGGGUAGAAGUGAUGGGGUGAGAGGUCCGAGGAGGACAAGGUUUGAUUCUGGGGUUGGGGGAAUGCUUUUGGAUAUUGCUAAAUAG
Molecule: messenger RNA, 1818 nt
Organism: Drepanopeziza brunnea f. sp. 'multigermtubi' MB_m1
Lineage: Eukaryota; Fungi; Ascomycota; Leotiomycetes; Helotiales; Drepanopezizaceae
Source: RefSeq, a predicted model, not a curated record